Orycteropus afer afer is the source of this 1482-nucleotide messenger RNA. The record is from RefSeq and is a predicted model, not a curated record. Lineage: Eukaryota; Metazoa; Chordata; Mammalia; Tubulidentata; Orycteropodidae.
AUGCUGUCAGCAUUUGGGAGCCAAGCAGGUCCUCCAACCUGUGGGCAAGGACCGCUUCGCAUCUGCGCAGGGCCCAGGGCCGCGCCCCCUGCCGACCCCCGGCGCCAGGUCACCAGCCCGGAGUUUCCCGGCUUCCUCCGGGCCUCCCUGCGCCUUCCAGCCCCGCGCCCUCUGUCCUUACCGGUGUCGCCCUCUGGCGGCAACGCGGUGCGCUGCGCACUGCAACCUGAGACGGGCCUCGGCCACCGUGGGGAAGUCCUGGUCUUCCGGGAAAGUGGUGCAGCCCGCGAGGCUGCCGGGACAAGUCCCAGGAGGAUGGUUCGCUUCCUUGGUCCCCUGCAGCCGAGCCCGCAGAGAGCUGGCAGGCCCAAACCUUUGAGUGGAGCCUUGCUCUUCAAGACCGAGAGCCUGUGGCAUGAGCGAGGGCCAGAUACCAUCAGCCUCCUGUGCCCAGUGAACUUCGUGGAGCUAGGCCAGGGGGCGACCAGAGAGAGCUGCGGCCCCGAGUCAAGCCCGCCCGGCCCGGACACGGCCCCUCCGGCUCCCCAGUUUCAGGUGGAAGGGCGUGACCAGAGCGGCCUAGCCUCAGCCAAUCACAGCUGGCCUUCCGGGGGAGGGGCGGGGCUUGGCCGCUUCAACGCCGCGGCCGGACCAAUCCCUGCGCAGGAAGGCGCGGCCGCUCCCCGUCUGGCCCAGGUGCGCCCUCGGCUGGGCGAGCGGAUGGAGCUGACUCGGGCGGUGUCAGAAGCUGAGUGUCCCAGGCUCGAGUUCCCGAUGGAGCAGCUUGCUAACCCGACGCCGGAACCCGAGCCGGGCGCCGCGGAGGAGGCACCGCGGCUGGAGAGUCCCCCGCGCAGCCCUUGCUCGCGCGCCGGUCCCGCCGAGGGACCCCCGGGGUCGCCCCCGGGCUGCUGCCGCUGCCGCGAGCUGGGCCCCGACCGGAAGGAGGGCGACGCGCUGCUGCCCCCAGGCGGGGGGAUGGAGCUGCCGCACGCCAUCGCGCUCAUGGGGUUACCUAUGUACCUGCGGUCCCUCCGCUGGGCCCUGGUCAUCAUGGCCCUCCUCCUGGCAGUGUCCACAGUCACCAUUGUGGCCCUGGCCUCUAGAGCAGGCGCCAGGUGCCAGGCGUGCCCCCAGGGCUGGCUGUGGGCUGAGGAACAAUGCUUCUACCUGUCCACCGACGCUCGGGCCUGGGAGGCCAGCCAGGCUUUCUGCUCAGCCCACCGUGCCACCCUGCCCCUGCUGAGCCACACACAGGGCUUCUUGAGCAGGCACCCCAUGGCCCCACGCUUCUGGGUGGGGGCCCAGCGAGGACCCCAAGGCUGGCACUGGACUGACGGGGCGCCACUGCUGCCACAGCUGCUCCCCGAGGAGGAUGAGAAGCGGCCGGAUCUGAACUGCGGGGGCCUGGAGGAAGGCAGGCUGGUGGCUUUAGACUGCGCUGACCCCUGGCCCUGGGUCUGUGCCCGGGCACCAGAGUGA